This is a messenger RNA of Lactuca virosa, 570 nucleotides long. The record is from the annotation of a GenBank genome assembly. Lineage: Eukaryota; Viridiplantae; Streptophyta; Magnoliopsida; Asterales; Asteraceae.
AUGGCUAGCAUGAGUCUCCAUUGGAAUCGUUUGGAUAAGAAGCUAGUGGAGGUAUUCGAGGGAAAAGGUGUAACCCUUCUUGACCGACUUCACGGGAGACGGAUUGCGAACUCCACCCUAGCGACGGAGGAGGUGAUAGCGUCGGAUUCCCUGACUAGGUCAGAGCCUUGCAUGGACUCUGCCCUACAUGCUUCUCGAGCGGAGGGCUCUAGACCUAUUCCUCCUAACCUUCACUCGAAGGGCGUGAAAUUGGAUUUCGACUUUGGCAAGCCUCACGCGGUAUUUACGAGGGCUACAUCGAAAGGGUUCAUCCUAAAUAAGUGCUCGGAGAGUGCACAAGACGAUCAACUGAUCAUGAUGUCCCCUACCAAGCGGAAGCGUUCUGGUCGUGACUUAAAAAGUCGAAGCCUGAAUGAUCUAUUUGAUCCUCUGGCUCCUGAUGCUAUAAGUUCUGAGCGUACCCCGGAAGAUCCUGUUGCUACCAUUUUUCACGAAUGUCCAAUCGGGCUGGACAACAAGAUGAAGUGUGUGGAGGAUGAGGCAGAGGUGCCUCAUUUGGGCAAAGCAUAA